Serpula lacrymans var. lacrymans S7.9 is the source of this 1494-nucleotide messenger RNA. RefSeq lists its product as uncharacterized. NCBI's taxonomy places the organism in Eukaryota, Fungi, Basidiomycota, Agaricomycetes, Boletales, Serpulaceae. The record is from RefSeq and is a predicted model, not a curated record. The transcript is spliced from 15 exons. The coding region runs from base 1 to 1494 and encodes 497 amino acids.
AUGCUGUUCCUGUGGACUUUAUUUGGUGUGGGAGUCAUACUGCAGGUGUUGUUGGGCUGCCUCACCAGUAUCAGUCACCAGCGCCUGACUGUAGCUCUUCAAGCUCAAGACACUAGUGCUGCAGAAGCACAUAGUAGUCAGUGUUCGGAUAGGAGUUUGGUGAAUUAUGAGGCAUCAAUACAAACAGCCUCUCACACUUCAUUUGUAAACUAUGUUGUGGACAGUUACAGCAACACAGCGUCUACUGAUCUGGAAGAUGCAAAUGCAAGAUUCCUCAAUUGGCUAAAGGACAUUGCACCUGUCUGGGAUGCAGUCCAGCUCUCAGCAAAGUCUUUGCAACUUGCUCCCAAGUCUCUCAACACAAGCAUUUCUAUUGUUUGCAGCGAACCAAAUGAGUUAGCUAUCAAGAGUAGUGUCAUGGCAAAGGCAACUGUUGCUGAUCUUGCGGCAUUGAUCUACCCUUUCAUUGGCAACUGGAGGUCCGGAGUGUCCAAUCCGUCUCUUGUGGAUCUGACGCACACUAUCACUCUGCGUGACAUAAAGAAGACAAGGGAUGGAAUACUAGAAGCGUUGAAUAAGAUACUGCUUGAGAGUUAUUUAAGAAAGUAUCACAAUGCAUUGACGGAGCAGCCUGAAUCCCCUAUUGCAGCUGCUCUCUUAACUCGCUCCAGACAGCAUCUAUUCAAGGACUCAGACUACUUUGCAUAUCACAAUGCUACAAAGUCAUUGAUCUCUCGAUGGCUUUGUCAACUUGAAUCCUCAAUCCUCAAAACUCUCAUCCUCAUAGCUAGGCAAGUCACACUUGGGUGUACCAAAACCUUCCAAAACCGCCAAUUGGAUCAUGAUGUUCUGCAAGUUAUCCUGAUAUUGGGGAAGUACUUUGACAUCCAAGGCCCUAGGAAAAGAUAUUGCCACUUUGGAAGGGCUAUACAUGUGUUUUGUAAUGUUCAAGGUCUUAUUGAGAAUGGAAUCAGGCGUAUGGUCUCUGACAAGCCUGAGGAAGAACUUACUGCUUUUGUAUUCCUGGAUUUGCUCAAACUAUUGCCUGGGCUCAAGAAACAUUUGAUGAGAGAAGAUCCUUCCGGGGAGGACAUAAUCCACAUCACAGAUUUGAUUCAGAAAAGAGUCAAUGGAGCCAGAUCAGAUGACACCAAGGGUAAGGGUAUCAGGAGUGCUGUCAUCGAUUGGAUCAUGCCCAAGGAGCAGACAUUUGCGCCUCAUAUUCCCCGCAAUGUGAAGGCUGGAUGCAGCUUCAACCACAAACACACAGGCACUCUCCUAUGCCCUUCCGUGUUAGACUGGUCAAAUACUGAAGGAUCCCUGGAACGGCCUAUUAAGAAGUGGUUAAUCUUUGUUGACCAAGAAUCUAAGGCCACACGCUCUGGUAAUGCCAGGAUACAUAGCAUGCAAGUCGUGACGAAAGCUUCUGUUGCAUACGUGGCCACACAAGCUUAUUCAACUCAAAAUCUUGUUGCAUAUACAAUGUUGCUCUGA